Triticum dicoccoides is the source of this 1118-nucleotide messenger RNA. RefSeq names its product blue copper protein-like. Lineage: Eukaryota; Viridiplantae; Streptophyta; Magnoliopsida; Poales; Poaceae. The transcript has 2 exons. Gene Ontology annotation, molecular function: electron transfer activity. The record is from RefSeq and is a predicted model, not a curated record. Bases 113 to 751 code for a protein of 212 amino acids. Gene Ontology annotation, cellular component: plasma membrane.
AGAGCGCGAGAGAGUACUGCUCUGCUCAACAUUCGUUCCGUGUGCUCUGCUCUUGACAUCUCCAUCUACCCCUCCUUUCACAGAAGCAGAGCAGAGGGUGCGUGACAGAGAGAUGAAGGGCGUGAGGGGCAUGGCCGUGGUGAUGGCGCUGGCGCUGGCGCUGGCCGGCAUGGUGGCGACCUCGUCGGCGGCGGUCUACCAGGUCGGCGGCUCCUCCGGGUGGACCAUCCUCGGCAACGUCAACUACGCCGACUGGGCAGGGAAGCAGAGCUUCAAAGUGGGGGACGUCAUCGAGUUCAAGUACCCGCAGGGCAUCCACAACGUGCUGGAGGUGAACAAGGCGGACUACAGCAGCUGCACCAACUCUACGCCCAUCGCCACGCACACCUCCGGCGACGACAAGGUCACCAUCAAGAGCCCCGGCCACCGCUUCUUCAUCUGCGGCGUGCCGGGCCACUGCACCGCCGGCCAGAAGCUGAACGUCCGCGUGCUCAAGACACAGAAGGCCCGCUCCUCGGCCCCGUCCCCGUCCCCGGCGCCCUCCGCCACCGCGCCGGCGCCGGCCGCGGCGUCCCCGCGCGCCGGAGACACCAGCGGCAGCAGCGCCUCGACCCCUCCCGCCGCGGCGACGACGUCUGACGGAGGGGCAACGACGACUGCGCCCGCGCCGAACUCCAACGGCGCCGCCGUCGUCCGCGCGGGCUAUGCCGUGGCAUUGGCCAUGGCCGCGUCCAUGGCGAUGCUACAGUAGUUUGCGAUCCUCCAUUCCAUCGGUCUGGCGUGCAUCUCUCGGUGUCCGAUUCUUUUUCCUGUUAUGCGUGGAGUGUUAAUUCUUGGUACUUGAUUUCCGAUGGUUUGAGGGCAUGUUCGGUUUGGCAAGGAUUGCCGUGGAUUAAGAGUGAUUGAUUGGCAGGACUUUGAGCUAUAUUCCCUGCUAAUCCCUGCCAAACCUCCUCAAACCGAACAGGGCAAGUGUUUUGCACCUUAUCUCUGUUUUUACCUGUUUUUGACUCUGGUGUGUAUCCAUGGAUAUUUUGUACCUGUGUUUCGUAUAUCAGCGCUGUAAAAGUUACAUGUUGCAUAUGCAUUAUUUCUUGGGAAGGUAAUUGUGAUUUUUC